This is a messenger RNA of Hemicordylus capensis (graceful crag lizard), 3945 nucleotides long. RefSeq names its product reticulophagy regulator family member 3 (gene RETREG3). Gene Ontology annotation, biological process: reticulophagy. The record is from RefSeq and is a predicted model, not a curated record. Bases 174 to 1598 code for a protein of 474 amino acids. NCBI's taxonomy places the organism in Eukaryota, Metazoa, Chordata, Lepidosauria, Squamata, Cordylidae. The transcript has 9 exons.
AACAAGAUGGCGGGGCCCAUUCCCCCUUCUCGGGUCUUGUCGCUAUGGGGGCGGCCAUGGGAGUCUGCGUGAGGUAGUGCUGGUGGCGGCCGUUGGUGACGGAGAGGAAUGAUGAUCCUCUCCUCUUCCUUCCCCGCUCUACCGGCUUCCCGGUGACGCUGGGUAGGCGAAGGAUGGAGACGGUGGCAGGAUGGACUGCCGGUAGGAGCAGCGCCGGCAGCAGCGGCGGCGGCGGCGGCCCCUCGAGCGAUGCACGGGGGGCGCCGACUUCGGAGCGGGAGCGGCGCGUGAGCGUCUUGAGUUCUUCGCUGAGGAGCCGCCUCGGGCCUUACGAGCCGGCGCUGAGCUCUCUGCAGGCCGCGCUCGUCUGGGAGAAGCCGGCGAAGAGCGCUCUGGGCUGGGCCGGAGCCCACGCGGCCUUUGGGUUUUUUGCACUGACGUCUCUCCAUCUGGUAUUCUUGGUUGCUUUUGCCCUGAUAUUAAUAGUGUGUUUAGAUCAGUGGAAGAAUAAAAUCUGGCCUGAAAUAAGAGUGGCAAGACCUGAUGAACUGGACAGUGAGAGCUGGGGUUAUGUCCACCCACGACUGCUGAGUGUGCCUGAACUAUGUCACUAUUUAGCAGAAGGAUGGGUCACAGGCGACAGCUUCAUGAGGAACCUGUUGGGCUUCAAAAGGCAAAAUCCGGGCAAGUUCUGCAUUCUGGCUUGUGGUGUCCUCACAUUUUUAGCUGUCUUGGGCCAGUAUGUUCCGGGUGUCUUUCUUGCCUAUCUAACAAUGCUUUCUGUUCUGCUGUGGCCACUAGCUGUGUACCACCGCCUGGGUCAGCGUCUGUACACCAAACUGGAGCCAGCUCUGCAGCGGUUGGACUUCAGUGUUCAUGGCUACAUGAUGUCGAAGCAUAAGGAAAGGCAGUUGCGCCAUCAGAUGCUGAGCCAGCAUCCUGCUGCUGAUGGGAGUGACAGUGAAGAGGAGCUUGCUGCUUUCUGUCCCAAGUUGGAUGACGCAGUGGUUGCCAAAGAGCUGGCUAUCUCAGAUUCUGAGCACUCUGAUGCAGAAGUGUCCUAUACCGAGAAUGGGACAUUCAAUCUGUCAAGAGGCCAAACCCCGUUGACGGAGGGAUCAGAAGGUGAGGGCAGGAGUGGCUACUUGGACCUCGAUGGCCACAGUGAUCCUGAGGAAUCCUUUGCCCGGGAUCUCCCAGAUUUCCCUUCUAUCAACCCUGAGGUUAUGGGCAUAGAUGAUGAGGAUGACACCAGCAUAGGGAUUCCAAGCCUAGCCUACCGUGCACAGGGCCAGGAAGACCUUCAGCUCUCUCACAGCCGGGAAGUCAGCUCUGAGCUCUUGUCAGGACAACUGCCAUCCACUCACAACCUCACAGAUGACCUAGCCAGCUUUGUGACCAGAGGAAUGAUCCAGCUGGCCUUGUCAGGGGCCUCCCAGUCGGGCUCCAUACAUGGCAUCCGACAGCAACAAAGUGCCCGGGCUUUCCUUCGGACCUCCAGCUCGGAGCUGGACACAGAUGCUGAAGGGGAUGAUUUUGAACUGUUGGAUCAGUCAGAGCUGAAUCAGAUGGACCCUUCCGUUUCCCGUGGCCAAUAAACAAUUGUCUUCCUUUCCUUUUUGUGGCUCUUCUGUCUCAUGGAGCAGAGAUAGAAAAGCCCUGUGAAGAAAUAGGAUAGAAUCAUAUUCUUGAGUGUGUGGCUUUGCUAGGUGAACUUGGAGGGCAGUCUGAGUUUUGAAAUAAGCUUCUCCCAGGGCAGAAUCAGAAGAGAUUGGCUGACAAACCUGCUGGGCCCUGCAUCUUUUUAGCUUGCUGUACGUUGCACUCCUUGUUCAGAGCCCAAAAUCUCUUGCUGCUGUGGCUGUCAAUUAGUAAAUAGGCCCAAAAGAGAUAUCUUGGCUCCUUUUCAGUGCAACAGAAAUCAGAUAGCGCUAUUUGUCUUGUAUGUUAAGAGCAAAUCCUAAAUUCCUUGAGUAACAGAGGUCCCUGUUGAUCAGCAGCACCCUGCUGCUGAUUUAGGAUUUCGGUCCCCGGAUGCAAUCAAAUGUACCCCUGCUGUCUGGGUGUGUAUUGGCCCUUGACGCUCCAGAGGUAUUGGAAACUAUGUCUCUAUCUCCAGUAAAUGUUUGUACUUCAUGGCCCCAGAUUCAUACCUUCUGAAACCCUGGAGUUAUAAUUAGGCUCUUCUCACACAAUGUCAUGGCAAUAGCAUUUUCGUGAGUUAGAAUCUGCCCCUCCUCCAGUAUACACACACCACUAUUAACUCUUUGAAAGAAGAUAGUGCUGGAAUAACAUUCUCUAUCCCAUUUCGAUGAAGAUUCAAGUAAAAGCAGCAUGAAAUAAUUUGGCAGAGUGGGAGAUCAGUUAAGCCCUUGGUCUCUCUCUAGCAAUCACCAAAGUCUACACCUGUAUGGAAGUUAUGAACACGAUUCUUCACAAAACAAUGUUUGGUCUCCAAGUUGGAGAAGGGGAUCUUUUUGGGAUUCAUAAUUAGCACAUGGCAACGGGCUUGUGAGUCUGUCCUGUCAAUUACUCAUGAUUUGCCAGUAAUCUCUUGAGUCCAUGGCAGUUGAGUGCAUUCAGGUGAACCCUUUCUUUGAUGAACUCUGUACAGAUACGGUAGAAAAGUUAAAACUAGUCAGGAUCACAGAUGAAAUAUAUGUACAGAGUUUUGCAAGUGGGUCAUAAAAAUAGGGUUCCGUGAUUAAGAAUAUUCUCUCAGAAGAAAGCCCCUGGAAAUACAAAGUGGGAGUGACGCUGCAUCUUUCCUGGGUAUGUGUGUAAUCUUUGUAUAGCCGCCAUGUUUUAACUGUUUAGAGAUAUUUUGAGGACUGAAAUAACUUGGUGACAUAUUUGAGGAUACCUAUUAUAUCUUGGUUGCACUGUCUACAUUGCUGAGAAUAUGGUGCCAUGUUCCUCAAGAACAAAACAUUUGCACAUGGUAUCAAUGUUCUGACACUGGGCCUGUGGCCCACAAGACUGCUCUGAUACCUGUUUCUUUCUCCUUUUUUGAGUAAAACCAGCAUGUGGGUGUUUCCUGUGCUAUGAUCUUAACCAACAUGUCAGACCUGCAAAGAACAGAGGCCUUCACAGGAAAAUACACUGUGAGGAGUUAUGUCCUUCAGCUAGUGAAAUUAUUAUCCUGGUGCUCCAUUUUGUCUUGUAAAGGAUUCCAUAUACAAACUUUUUAGGUUUGUAUGCAAAACUAUUGGAAGAUUGGACCAUAGAAGUAAUUCUGUUAGUGCAAAGCCAUCUUGGUGAUCGACUGUGGACAUGAGAGAGACUUGUGUGAAUGCUGUGAUUUUACAUUUUAAGCUUUUUCUUUAGAUUGUCUCCAGCCUCCUAUAAUGUGUGAAUCUGCUGAACUGAACCAUUUUGAUCACUGGCAUAUCCAAAAGAGCUUUGCUCUGGGUUCCUGUAUUUCUAACACAAUGUUCGCUAUUAGUAGUUAAAAGCUUACAAACUUUUCUGGCUUAGUAUUUGAAGACCUUUGAGAUACACUGCCUAUUGUUUUCUUGGCCAAGCAGUAAUGUGAUGAUGUAGAUGCUAUAUGCCCAAUAGCACAUUCUUGCAGAAGAAACUCAAGAGAGUGGUGCUUUUGUAAAUUUGAAACAACUUGGGUUUGGUAGCAUUUUUGUGGCAAUAUCAUGGUGUUUAACUGCCUUUUUUAGUGUUUACAAUCAGCCAACAUUGUGGAAGUUUAUAGAGUAAUUUGUCACCUUGCAAAGAUUUUUAAAAUAAGAUGCUGAUCACCUUUGAGGUGGGAAAUUGAUUUUAUUUCAUCAGGUUAUGUGUUAUGUGGAUUAGAGCAAAUGUUUAGUGCAAUAAGACAACCAUACAUUGUCCACUGUACAUCAAUAGAGAGGCAAUACUUUGGGGUUUUUUUGUUCUUGUCAGGUGUAUUUUUCAGCCCUAACUGACGCAAAAUAAAUACAUUGAGGCAAA